This is a messenger RNA of Tigriopus californicus, 871 nucleotides long. RefSeq names its product charged multivesicular body protein 1b-like (gene Chmp1). The transcript has a single exon. Gene Ontology annotation, biological process: endosome transport via multivesicular body sorting pathway; protein transport; late endosome to vacuole transport. NCBI's taxonomy places the organism in Eukaryota, Metazoa, Arthropoda, Copepoda, Harpacticoida, Harpacticidae. Gene Ontology annotation, cellular component: multivesicular body; ESCRT III complex. The record is from RefSeq and is a predicted model, not a curated record. The coding region runs from base 153 to 767 and encodes 204 amino acids.
CCACCCUUUUGUUAUGCCAAAGAAGGCAAAGAAGCCAGAAAGUGAGUCAAAGGUUGUCUGAGUCAUUGAAGAUAAAGCGACGGACGUCAAAGGUUAGUUAGUUGGUUCACUCUUCAAUCAAUUGGCAGACUCGAUCCAAAACCAGCCUGACCAUGUCGACGGCCGUUAUGGAGAAGCACCUCUUCAAUUUGAAGUUCGCGUCCAAGCAGAUGCUGCGCGAUUCCAAGAAGGCUGAGAAGGAUGAGAAGGUCGAGAAGAACAAGCUGAAAAAGGCCAUCGAGAAGGGUAACAUGGAUGUGGCUCGGAUUCACGCCGAAAACGCUAUCCGUCAGAAGAACCAGAGCCUCAAUUUUCUGCGCAUGAGUGCCCGGGUGGAUGCCGUGGCUUCGCGGGUCCAAUCGGCCGUGACCACCAAGCGGGUGACGGGUUCCAUGCAGGGCGUGGUCAAGGCUAUGGAUUCGGCCAUGAAGUCCAUGAACUUGGAGAAGAUCUCGGGCUUGAUGGACAAGUUCGAGAAGGAGUUCGAGGACCUGGACGUCCAGACCUCGGUUAUGGAAGGCGCCAUGAAUCAAACCACGGCUACCAAUGUACCACAGGAUGCGGUCGAAGGCCUGAUGCGGCAAGCGGCCGAUGAGGCGGGUUUGGAAUUGCAAAUGGAAUUGCCAGGCGCGGCUUCCAACACGAUUGGCACUACGGCGGGCACGGCUGUGGCCAAUUCCGAACAAGAUGAACUCAGUCAACGUUUGGCCAGACUUCGACAAGUUUAGGAAUCCCUGAAACAGCCUUGUGAUUGACCCUCCCUUCAAUAUAUUUUCUAUGUUUUCUUAUAGAGUAGCGCCCCUUGGUAUAAAAGAUAUGUUUCAAAUUGUAA